GAGUAUUUUAAUUUAUUUCUAACAAACUUCUAAAGGAGAUAACUAUUCGUUUUUGUUUUUUUUGGAACUGUUUUUAUUCUUAGCCUUUUUUUUCCCCCAUAAAGGGGUGCCUUUUUUUUUUUUAACCCAAAUUAAACAUGCUACUCUGCUUCGCCCUAUAAGCAUCCUAGGAGUCCGUGCUUGCCAAUCAAUUGGAACAGUGAAACAGAGCCACAGUCUGCGCAGGAGUGGAGACCUUCAGUCUCGCUUUCUUUCUGGAUACCGAGGGACCUCUCUACCAUGUCAUAUCCACAAUUUGGAUAUCCAUACUCGUCUGCUCCACAAUUCCUGAUGACAACCAACUCUCUAACCACUUGCUGCGAGUCCACGGGUAGAUCCAUAUCCGACACCGGGGUAGCAGCGUCCGGACAGACACCGGUCUACUGUCCGGUGUAUGAGAGCAGACUGCUGGCCACGGCGAGGCAUGAACUGAGCUCAGCCGCCGCGCUGGGUGUGUACGGCAGCCCUUACACCGGCGGUCAGGGCUAUGGAAAUUACGUUACAUACGGCACAGACGCAUCGGCUUUCUACUCCCUGGGUACAUUUGAUACAAAAGAUGCUGCAGCUUCUGCGCAUGCGGGUAUCACCCAAGCAACUGCCUACUACCCAUAUGAUCCUACCUUGGGACAGUAUCAGUAUGACAGAUAUGGUUCCAUGGAUGGAGGCACAAGGCGAAAGAACGCUACUCGUGAGACAACCAGUACCUUAAAGGCCUGGCUGCAAGAGCACAGAAAGAACCCGUACCCGACCAAAGGGGAGAAGAUCAUGCUGGCCAUCAUCACCAAGAUGACCUUGACACAGGUCUCCACCUGGUUUGCAAACGCCCGGAGGAGACUGAAGAAGGAGAACAAGAUGACGUGGCCGCCCAGAAACAAGGGCUCAGAGGAGAAGAGAUAUGACGAAGAUGAGGAGGGGUCUCAGGAGGGGCAGAUAAAAAGCGAGAAUACAGAUGAUGACUCCAGAAGUCGAGCUGAUAAGGAACUCCAGCUGAGCGACCUGGAUGAUUUUGACGCGCUUGAGUCUGAAAGCUCUGAGUGUGAGAUGAAGCAUCGAUACCACAUGAACGCGCACAUGUCAACGACAACCAAUUGCUCUGCCGAGCACCUGGUGAAAAACGCGCCUCUGAAGAUCUCUGCCCCCGUUUCUCUGGAUGGAGAGCAGGACUUAGGGAAAACCUGUCUGAAAACGAGCCCGGAGGACUUCCAGCCGGAGAGCAUACAGCAGGGAAAGUCGUGCUACAGCCAGCAGCAACAGGGUCACCAAUUAUUAGACGGCAAACCCAGGAUCUGGUCUUUGGCACAGACCGCGACGUCCCUAAACCAGACUGAGUAUCCGUCCUGCAUGUUGAGGUGCCAGGCGCCUCCCUCGUCCCUCACGCCGUCCCCCGCUGCCACCUCACCCGUUACCGGACUGGACAACCGACAGGACUCGCCCGUCACCACGCUAAGAAACUGGGUGGAUGGGGUUUUCCACGAUCCCCUGUUCAGGCACAGCACGUUGAGCCAGGCUCUGACCAACACCACCGUCUCCUGGACCACCAACACCAAAGGCAGCGUCCUGGAUGCGGAGAGGAGCGCCUCGGCCUUGCAUCAGCACCAAGACCCGCCUAAAGACAGUGUCAUGAGUUUCCCAAAAACUAUCAACAAACUUUUUUGCUCCUAACGUAACCAAAUCACAAAUAAAGACUUAUUUUGGGACUAAAAAAAAAAAAGAAAAUGAAACACAAACAAGCAAAUAAAAAAGGAGGGAUCAGCCUGUUAAGUCUCAGCGGUUUCUCUUGUUUUAUUCUUUUUGCUAUGUAUCCAUAAGCUGUUACAGACCUAAAACAUCCGGAUCGUUUUGAUUCAUUAAACUCAGCGCACGCACAUAAAAAAAAAUGUAUAAUCAGCAGCCUGCAAUCCGGAGAAGAAAAAGUAGGACUGCUAUUUUUUUUUUUAAGAUUUUUUUUUAUAUGAGCAUGCAAAUGUUAAUAAUUGAUGAUAAUUUAAGUCUCAGCAAAUGAGAAUCACUAUUAAAAAGAAGGGGAAAAAGUCUCACAUAUGCACUGCUCUCAGAAGAAGUGAAUGAGAGCGUUCCAACUUUGUUCACUGAAAAUAAA
Cyprinodon variegatus (sheepshead minnow) is the source of this 2137-nucleotide messenger RNA. It is a transcript of the gene irx4a, whose product is annotated as iroquois-class homeodomain protein irx-4-like. Bases 280 to 1701 code for a protein of 473 amino acids. The record is from RefSeq and is a predicted model, not a curated record. Gene Ontology annotation, molecular function: DNA-binding transcription factor activity, RNA polymerase II-specific; RNA polymerase II cis-regulatory region sequence-specific DNA binding. Lineage: Eukaryota; Metazoa; Chordata; Actinopteri; Cyprinodontiformes; Cyprinodontidae. The transcript is spliced from 5 exons. Gene Ontology annotation, cellular component: nucleus. Gene Ontology annotation, biological process: regulation of transcription by RNA polymerase II; cell development; neuron differentiation.